CAUAGAGCUCACCAGCCAAAUCAACCGCUUUCUCCGAUGGAAUGGAUCUCUGCAGACUGCAGAUCACAAUAUAUUCCAGUUCUCUCUCAGGCUGAGUCUGGAGGUUUGCAACCGUCAAAUAAGCACAGGACACGAGAGCAGGAGCCGCUUUUCUCGUUCGCCCGGUUUGCAGUUACGCCCGAGUUCUGACACAGGAUCAAUGCUUCAAGAUGCAUAAUCUUGCCGGUGAGGGACACCCCUCCCCCUUUUAGCUCUCCAAAGUGGUUCGCUGAAAGGGUUAAAUAGAAGGAGUCACGUUUCCUAGAGCGGCCUCAAAGGAAGAAGGUGACAUGACUUGUCACACUCACUCACAGCCCCUUCCUUCUGCGGGAAAAACUGCCUUUACUGUUUCCCAGACAACUCACAAGCUGUGCCGGUUGCAGAAGAGGCGAGGCCGAAAUGGGAGGAGUUUGUUUUUUUAAAAAAACACACACACAAAUAGAUCAAUAAUUUUUUUCCCUUGCAAAAUCUUGUGGAAUCUGUCAGUCACAAAGAAAGCAGAGCUGGCUUUGCAGGAGGUCCCAGCUCCAACACUGGAUUUAUAGAAGCAUCUGGCAGAGGAGGAAGGUGAUCCCUGGGUCCAGGAGAAGACUGUUUGGAAAGGAAGGGAGGAUGAAGGGACAUCUGGACCCAACUGAGCUGGAAACAAGGAAAGAUCUUGAUCUUGAUAUCAUGGAGGCUGGGAGCAAAUGGGAAGUGUGGGGAGAAACUGGGCAAAAGAGCCCAGGGAACGUCUUCCCUCCAGAUGUGCAGUGCCAGCAAUUCAGGCACUUCCAUUACCAGGUGGCUGAGGGCCCCCGAGCAGUCUGCAGCCAACUCCACUAUCUUUGCCACCAGUGGCUGAAACCAGAAAGCUUCACCAAGAGGAAGAUGCUGGACCUGGUGAUUCUAGAACAGUUCCUGACUGUCCUGCCCGUGGAGAUGCAGAGCUGGGUUAGGGAAUGCAAGCCAGAGAGCAGUUGCCAAGCAGUGGCCCUGGCAGAAGGCUUCCUCUUGAGCCAGACAGAGCACAAGAAUCCAUCCCAGCAGGUGCAGGAACGGAUCGCACACGUGUGUUAUCCUGAAGCAACCUUUCUGGAUGGUGCCAUGGAACCAGUAACAUAUUCUUCACCACCUCUUUGUGACAAAACUGCUUCCAUGAAGGCAGAUCAGGGACCGGUUAACUUUGAGGAGGUGUCUGUUGCUUUCACUGAAGAGGAGUGGACUCUGCUGGAUCUGGACCAAAGACGUUUUCACAAAGAAGUCAUGGAGGACAAUCGUCAGAAUGUGGCCUCUCUGGGUCUACUGCUUCUCAAACCUGAUUUCAUAUUGGAAGAAACAGGAGAUCUACUUACCCAAGACCCAGAAAAAAGAAAGAGAUCUGCAGAGUUUGAUAGUCCCCAGAAUAAGUUCAAGGGAGAAUUACAACAGUUCCCUUUGGUAGAAAAACAGCAAAAAAGAAACACUGGAACAAAAUGGAAAAGGGGAAAUGAAUCUUCUUCUCCUUUUCAGGGUGCUGAAUCCCAGGUGUUUGAUCCGCCCUGGAGAAUCUACACAGGAGAGAAACCACAUAAAUGUUUGGAGUGUGGAAAGUGCUUUGCUCGGAGUGAGAACUUUAUUGCACAUCAACGAAUCCACACUGGGGAGAAGCCAUUUAAAUGCUUGGAGUGUGGAAAGUGCUUUGUUUGGCGUGCCCAUCUUACUCUCCAUCGUUAUAGUCACACUGGAGAGAAACCAUACAAAUGCUUAGAGUGUGGAAAGAGCUUUCCCUGGAAGGGAGAACUUAGUAGCCAUCAACGUAUCCACACAGGGGAGAAACCCUAUAAAUGCUUGGACUGUGGAAAAUGCUUUGCACGGGGUGACAGCCUUAGUGCCCAUCAACGAAUUCACACAGGAGAGAAACCAUAUAAAUGCUUGUUGUGUGGGAGGAGCUUUGCUUGGAAGGGAGAUCUUACUGGCCAUCAGCGAAUCCACACAGGGGAAACACAUGAUUGCCUGGAAUGUGGAAAAAGCUUUGCUCAAAAUCGCACCCUUACUACUCAUCAACGUACACACACUGGGGAGAAACCAUAUAAAUGCUUGGAGUGUGGGAAAAGCUUUUCUCAGAGUGCCAAUCUUACCUCUCAUCGACGUACGCAUACUGGGGAGAAACCAUAUAAAUGCCUAGAGUGUGGAAAGAGUUUUGCUCAAAGUGGAAAACUUGCUGCUCAUCGACGUAUCCACACUGGGGAGAAACCAUACAAAUGCUUGGAAUGUAUAAAGAGCUUUGCUCGAAGCGACAUGCUUACUGCUCAUCAACGAAUCCAUACAGGGGAGAAACCAUAUAAAUGCUUGGAUUGUGGAAAGAGCUUUGCCCAGAGUCCCCAUCUUACUGCUCAUCGACGUAUGCACACUGUGGAGAAACCAUAUAAAUGUUUGGACUGUGGAAAAAGCUUUUCUGAGAGUAGCAGCAUUACUGCCCAUCAAUGGACACAUACUGGCAAGAAACCAUAUAAGUGCUUGGAUUGUGGAAAGAGCUUUUCUCAGGGUGGCCAUCUUGAUGUCCAUCGGCGAAUCCACACAAGGGAGAAGCCACAUAAAUGCUUAAAGUGUGGAAAGAGCUUUGCUCGAAGUUACAAACUUACUGUCCAUCAAUGUAUCCACACUGGGGAGAAACCACAUAAAUGCUUGGAGUGUGGAAAAAGUUUUGCUAGAAGUGACCACCUUACUUCCCAUCUACGAAUCCACACAAGAGAGAAACCGCAUAAAUGUUUGGACUGUGGAAAGAGCUUUGCUCUUAGUAGCAACCUUAUUGCCCAUCGACGUAUCCACACAGGGGAGAAACCAUAUAAAUGCUUAGAGUGUGGAAAGAGUUUUGCUCGGGGUGACAUGCUUACUGGUCAUCGAAGAAUCCAUACAGGGGAGAAACCAUACAAAUGCUUAGAGUGUGGAAAGAGCUUUACUCGGAGUGACAUGCUUACUGGUCAUCGACGAAUCCACACAGGGGAGAAACCAUAUAAAUGCUUAGAGUGUGGAAAGGGCUUUGCUCGGAGUGAUGCACUUACUAAUCAUCGACGAAUCCACACAGGGGAAAAGCCAUUCCAGUGUUUGUUGUGUGGAAGGAGCUUUGCUUGGAAGGGAGAACUUGCUUGCCAUCACAUAACCCACACAGGGGAGAAACCAUACAAAUGCUUGGAGUGUGGAAAGAGCUUUGCUAAGAAUCGCACCCUUAUUAUUCAUCAACAAACACACACUUUUGAGAAACCAGUUUUACUGCCCAUUGACAUAUGCGCACAGUGAAGAAAACACAUAAAUUCCUGUACCGUGGAAAGAGCUUUGCUCACAAUCUUGCCUUUACUGCUUGUUGAUGAGAAAAAACAUUCUGCUUAUUAAAACCUAAUUUUUUUUGGAGUGAUUUACUGCAUGCAGGAAUUCUACCCAUGUUUGGUUAAGGCUUCCUCAGAAAGGGAUUAAUUCCAGGGACUCAGGUGCAGAACAGGAGAACUGAAUUACCUUUGCUGAUUGGAAGAACUGGCAGGAAGGUGACACUGAUAUCCCCUCUCAUUAGGAAAUUAUUUAAUGCUUUAUUUAAAGAAUCGGAAUGCCCGUUAUACAAAGUUCACAAGGGAGUUCACAGCUAAAAUAACUGAAUCUAACAAUCAAGUAAAAACAAACCAUCUAAAAUAAACGGAGACCUAAGAUAAAAAUUGGGGAGGGGAGAUUUGUGUUUUUUGAGUGGAAGAGAGUGGAUGUCAAGACAGAAUCCAUCUUGGAGGAAUUUUCCUGCUUAAAAGUUUUUUUUCAGAACUUUCUGCAGAUGCAGAGUGCACUUCCUCACAGCAGCCUCUUGUCAAGGACAAAUUUUCAGGCCAGCUAAACUAGCUCAUUAGGUUCAGUUGCGAAUCUGUUAGGGAGUGUCCUGCAUUGCAGGGGUUGGACUUGAUGGCCCUUGGAGUCUCUUCCAACUCUAUGAUUCUAUGAGUGGAGAACUCACACACUUGAAAAUUCGAUGGGCACAGCUCCAUGCUUAGUUGUAGAGAUCAGGAUGUUAGGGCCAAAUUUCUCCGUAAGUAGGGCCAAUUGAAAAAAAUGUUCCUUCAUCCUCUUCCCCUUUCUCAUCUUUUCUGCUAGAAAAGUACUUACAUUCAGCUCUGGAAGUUAUUUGCCUAAAGAACUGAUUGUGUUGUAUUAGGACUCCAGCAAGUAGAAAGCUAGCCAGUAUUUCUUGUUUUCUGUGCACCCUGCUACCACAGAAUUGCAUUCUUUGUUCUUCAUAUCUUUUUCUGUCUCUUGAAAUAAAGCCUUGCUUGGUUUUA
Messenger RNA from Sphaerodactylus townsendi, 4313 nucleotides. RefSeq names its product zinc finger protein 420-like. The record is from RefSeq and is a predicted model, not a curated record. Gene Ontology annotation, molecular function: RNA polymerase II cis-regulatory region sequence-specific DNA binding; DNA-binding transcription factor activity, RNA polymerase II-specific. The transcript is spliced from 7 exons. Gene Ontology annotation, biological process: regulation of transcription by RNA polymerase II. Lineage: Eukaryota; Metazoa; Chordata; Lepidosauria; Squamata; Sphaerodactylidae. Bases 652 to 3297 code for a protein of 881 amino acids.